This is a messenger RNA of Brassica rapa (field mustard), 2730 nucleotides long. RefSeq lists its product as uncharacterized. Gene Ontology annotation, biological process: negative regulation of cell population proliferation. Lineage: Eukaryota; Viridiplantae; Streptophyta; Magnoliopsida; Brassicales; Brassicaceae. The record is from RefSeq and is a predicted model, not a curated record.
CACUCAAGCUCUCUUCACAUAGAGCACAUGCCUCCGUUUAUCAUAUAAGGGAAUCAUUAGUUAAAAUGUGAAAAAGUAAUUCUCUCUUUAGAUAAUGGGAUAGAUUUUUUUUUUGUUCACCAGAUAAGUGAGUGAUAUUGUGUCGAAAUUCUUACUAAUCUUGGAAGUCAAUGAAAGAAAAGUCCACAUUUAUUAAUUGAAGAAAUACUAUAGUCAUAUAUAAUAUUUAAAGAUCAAUUUAUUAAUUACUAAUUGCUUCUGACAAUUAAAUUUAACAUGAUAUUAGAAUCACUAUAAGUUGGAUCGUACUCUAGAAUAUCGUUUUUACAAUUGUCUAUGUAUGGUACAUGAGCGUGUAGAGAUGUCAAAGAAAGAAAAUCGUAUAUUGAUAGUAAAAAAUAAAAAUAUAUAAUAUGUAAAUAAUAAAGUCAAUUCAUUCAAUAUUAGUUGGUUUUGAGUUGAAAAUUCAUAAUAGAUUCACAUAUUUAAUAAACAAAAUUUAUAAUUCAUGACAUUUAGAAUGGCUAAGAGAUAUGCACAACGAUUUCGCUCGUAGAUGGUUUAACUCAAUAUCUGCAUCUGAGUCUUGAUAGCCACAUGAUGAAUCUACUCUAUCAACUCCAGCAAAUUACUAGGCCACAUGCUCUUGGUUAAAGGUAAAACAAAAGUAGCUGUUUCGCUGGAUCUAAAAUGUAUGAAUGAUCUCUCUCACGUUUAUCCAUUGCACAUAAAGCACACAUACGUAACUCUUAUAUUAACUAAGUAUACGUGAGUAAUGAAUUGUUAAAACUUAAAACUGGUUACACUUACAACCACGAGGGAUGAAGAAAAAGUUUGUUGAUAAAAGGACGACAAGAUUGAAAGGAAAGAAGAAUGACAGAGUCUAACUCGCAUAAUCACAUAAUAAGCUAUAGAUUUUAAAAGAAUGUAAUUUUUAUUUGUUAUAAACUUGUUCUUUUAGACGACCAAAAGCUGAAGGCAUUUUGUGAAUCACGAGAACCUCACGUGCGGUUCCACUCUCCUUGUUCGAGGAGGACUUCACCAUAAUCAAUGACAACAGCGCGUAAACCACAUCAAACAACACCAAACUCUACUUGGUUAAUUGUGUAUCUAAUUAUAUUAAUUAACUUUACUCUUAGAGGAGUGCUGUAUUAUUAACUGUGAUAUAGCUGUAAGAUGUGAUUUUCUAAUGUUAACGAUUAAUGUAACUUAAAAAAUAGGGUUUGAUUACUUCUUGAAAUCAUACCAACCCGUUGUCGGUUUUUGCUAAAAAGAUUGAUUGAAUCUGAAUUAUAUAAAGAAGAAUCUGUAAUUUAAGACUAUGCCACCUAAUUAACGCCUAACUGCUCCUCAUUAGUUAUAGUUUGGUAAUUAAUAACUUCUCUCACUAAUUUCGGCGCAAUGCAUUUUAGUAUAGUCUCCAUAUCAUAUUGUGUAUAUAAUAAUUUAAAUCUGACUCAAAGCGGAAAAUUAUAGAUAAACAAAAAUCCGAUGCUUUGAAUUUCUUCAUGCAUGUGCCUUCAAGAUUUUGGAAUAUAUUACUUAUUAACUAGAAUUUGUCGAUAUGGAAAUAUCAUCAGGUCACAAAAUUGAUGAGAGAGCUUCCAAUCAAAGAAUUAAAUGUUAGUUUUCAUUAUCACAAUUAUUAGACUAGUGUUAGACUAUUAGUAACGUCCGGGGACCAAGUAGGUGUCGAUUUUGGAUGGCUAGUAUUAGACUAUUAUUUAGUCCCAACAGUUUUGGUUGGUGACAAUAUUUUCUGACAUCGAAUUCGGUUCUGAAAACAACUGAUACAUUGCACUUAGGAUUUUUGUCAGAUUAAACCGAAAUAUGAUAAAGAAAAAUAUAGGCUCACUUUAUUCAUCGGUAUGGUUUUCAUUUGUUACUGAAAUGGUAAUUUAGUAGUAUUCGAUUUUAUAAUUUGGGGGUUUGGGUAAAGUUUUCAUGAAGAUAGAGCAUGUGAUAAGAUAAAAGAUAACACACAUUUAGGGCAAAGAUUCGCUCACGGUGGGGGUCCACGUGGGUAUGGAGGGACACACUGUCCGGUGAGUUAGGGAACAGUGCACAAACCCCCAAUGGACCCACUCGUUGCCUCUUUCGUGGACCGGUCUAGUUCGGUAUGGUUCGGUUUCUGUCCUCGGCCACCUUUUCCCCACUUGUAUAUAUAGAGCACAAUACUCUUCUUCAUUCAUCAGUCAUCACAUUCUUCAUUAUCAUCCACACAGACACCCUAAUUGUUCUCUCUUUCUCUGUCGCAUUUCACUUCCAAAGGAUCAAGCGAAAAUGAAGACGACCAGUUCGAGCGUAGGAGGAACGAAGAGGAAGAUGUGGAGCCGAGGAGUGGGAGGAGUGGUUAGAGAGCAAAAGGCUAAACUUUACAUCAUAAGGAGGUGUGUCGUCAUGCUUCUUUGUUGGCAUGACUGACAAAAGAAGAAGAAAAUCAAAAUCAUUUUCAUAAUCGGCUUAAUUAAGGAAGACUAACCCAAUAUUUAGUUCUUUUGUUUUUUGUUUUUUGUUUUUGUUAUUGCGGAUCUUCCUUAUAUAACUCUUGGGAAGAAGCUUAUAUGUGUUGGCUUUCUAUACGGAGCUAUGCAUGUAUUUUGUAGUUUUUUCAUCCCAAAGAAGGGUUUUUCAGAUGUAAAUUAGUAGCUAAUUUCAUUGUCUUUGUUGCUGUGUUUCUUCUUUCUGGCUGAUUAAGUUUAUUUUCUGAGAUCUGGUUGUUACAUUAUA